Pediculus humanus corporis (human body louse) is the source of this 207-nucleotide messenger RNA. RefSeq lists its product as uncharacterized. The transcript has 2 exons. Gene Ontology annotation, biological process: proteasome-mediated ubiquitin-dependent protein catabolic process; protein catabolic process in the vacuole; negative regulation of gluconeogenesis. Gene Ontology annotation, cellular component: extrinsic component of membrane; GID complex. The record is from RefSeq and is a predicted model, not a curated record. Lineage: Eukaryota; Metazoa; Arthropoda; Insecta; Psocodea; Pediculidae. Bases 1 to 207 code for a protein of 68 amino acids.
AUGAGAUGGAAAGAGCAUUUUCUCGUGCCAGAUCAUACAAUUAAAGAUAUAAAUGGUGCCAGCUUUGCUGGCUUUUACUACAUUUGCUUUCAAAAAUCUACAGCAACUAUUGAAGGGUAUUAUUACCACAGAAGCUCAGAGUGGUAUCAGUCUUUAACUUUGACACAUGUACCUGAACACAGCAUUCAGAUUUACGAGUUCAGAUAA